GCGACGCCCUUAGUCGUCAUAGACGGAAGUGCUCCUGACUGAGCGGAAGUAGAAGAUCUCGGAGGCUAAGAAGGUGGAGACCGCAGAAGCUGAAAGGUUCUUUAGCGUCACCUCCCUCACUGGGCGGCAUGGGGGAGAAGUCAGAGAACUGUAGGGUUCCAGAGGAUCUGUUCAAUGGUUUGAAGGUUUCAGAUAUUCAGGAAGCUGAGUGUGCUGGCCCUCCAGUUCCUGAUCCCAAAAAUCAGCAUUCCCAGAGUAAGCCGCUCAGGGGUGAUGAGGCCUAUCUCCAGGAGGACCAGGGAGAAGAGGAGUGUUUUCAUGACUGCAGUGCCUCAUUUGAGGAGGAGGCAGGAGCAGACAAGGUUGAAAACAAAUCUAAUGAAGAUGUGAAUUCCUGUGAACUAGAUGAAGAAUACCUAAUAGAACUGGAAAAAAACAUGUCAGAUGAAGAGAAACAGAAAAGAAGAGAAGAGAGCACUAGACUAAAGGAGGAGGGAAAUGAACAGUUUAAGAAAGGAGGUAAAAUAACUUUCAGCACUGAUAAUCUGGUCAUCUUGAUACCUCAUCCUGUCGUAGAGCCUGUGAAGAAACCCCAAAGAACAUUUGGAAACACUCUUGCUUUGGAAAAUACUAACCUGGAAUGUCAAAAGCCUAUGUGCUGCAUUGCUGUAAAAACCAUGGUCCCCACUCCUCACUUGCUGUGGUCCCCACUCCUUGCUCCUGUAAAAGCAGGCCUGACUGCUCUGAGAUUGCCUAAGCAAAUCGAAGAACGUAAUGAAAGACUAAAAGAAGAGAUGUUAGGUAAAUUAAAAGAUCUUGGGAACUUGGUACUCCGACCUUUUGGGCUCUCCACGGAAAAUUUCCAGAUCAAACAGGAUUCCUCUACUGGCUCCUACUCCAUCAAUUUUGUUCAAAAUCCAAAUAAUAACAGAUAACAAAGAUAACAAUAGCUUUAAAAGCUGACUGGAAAAUUGUGCGCUGCUUGCUGUUAGCAAGGGGAAAGGCCCUGCCAAUGUUUAACUUUUCAAAGCAUCUUAUCCAGCAGAGCCUAGUGCUCCCUUUUCCCUCUUUUGUGAUCAGGGUGAAAUGUACUUCCUGAUGUAAUGAACCUAAUUUGAUUUCCAUUUUAAGGUGAUGUCUGUGCAGCUGGUCUCCCUGGUUCUGGCUGUCCUUUGUCCAGGAAGAGGCCCAUUUGUCGAGGCUGACCUUCCUGAGUUACACAGACACACAGCCCACCAAAAGCCUCUCCUGAACCAAGCAGACCUGUUGGUUGGGAGACUGCCUAGACAUGACUGAUGGCAGGUUACUGCCUGCCUGCCUGCCCCUCCCUGAUCACACAGCUAACGAGGCUGUCUCCAGCAUUUCCUGAUUUCCUCUGUGGUAAUAAAAGCUUUCUGUGCUUA
Messenger RNA from Cebus imitator (Panamanian white-faced capuchin), 1403 nucleotides. RefSeq names its product tetratricopeptide repeat domain 1 (gene TTC1). Bases 129 to 935 code for a protein of 268 amino acids. The record is from RefSeq and is a predicted model, not a curated record. NCBI's taxonomy places the organism in Eukaryota, Metazoa, Chordata, Mammalia, Primates, Cebidae. The transcript is spliced from 6 exons.